Catharus ustulatus (Swainson's thrush) is the source of this 2261-nucleotide messenger RNA. Its product is annotated as lactosylceramide 4-alpha-galactosyltransferase-like. The coding region runs from base 135 to 1268 and encodes 377 amino acids. The transcript has 2 exons. The record is from RefSeq and is a predicted model, not a curated record. Lineage: Eukaryota; Metazoa; Chordata; Aves; Passeriformes; Turdidae. Gene Ontology annotation, molecular function: acetylglucosaminyltransferase activity. Gene Ontology annotation, biological process: protein O-linked glycosylation.
UCUUGUCAUUUCUUUUUAGAAGGAGGAAGUGCCAGUACAUAGAGUUGUAGGCGCUCUCAACAGACGGCAACCUCUUCAAACUCUUUGCCAGCUGAGCAGGGAAUUCUGUGGUGUCUUGAAAGCAGGGACAGAUCAUGAUGGCUGUCUCGGGAGAGCAGGCUCUGGAUGGAGAGAGAAUGUUCAGGAUGCCCAGCUUCCUCCUAAAGCUGACCAGGGUGGUGCUGAGCCACAAGCUCUGGGCCGUGUUUUUCCUCAUCUUUGUGUUCAUAUCCUUCACCUACCACAAGUUGUACUGGGGCAUCUGGGAAGACUCAGAGAACAGAUUCCCCACCCAUGGCUUGUCUGCUGAGAGCAGCUGUGCUCACUAUGUGCCUUCUCCCCUCAGCACUGUUGGUGGACCCUCUCCUUCUGCAGGAAAUGUGUUUUUUGUGGAGACCUCACAGCAAACUGCCCCAAGUUACCUGUUCUCAUGCUCUGUGGAGUCAGCAGCCAGGACACAUCCUGCAUCAAGAGUUGUGGUGCUCAUGAGAGGGUUGGACAAAAAAAAUACCUCUUUACCCAAGCACUGGGCUUUCUCCUUGCUGAGCUGCUUCCCCAACGUGGAAAUCCGACCCCUGGACUUGACAGAGCUCUUUUCUGGGACACCACUGGCCCAGUGGUACUUGCAGCCUCAGCGUCACCUGGAGCCUCAUUUUUUCCCUGUCCUCUCUGACGCCUGCAGGAUUGUCCUCAUGUGGAAAUUUGGUGGCAUCUACCUGGACACAGAUUUCAUUGUGCUUAAGAACUUACAGAACCUCACCAAUGCCCUCGGGAUUCAGGAUCAUGAUGUACUGAAUGGGGCCUUUCUGUCCUUUAAGCCCAAACACAAGUUCAUGGAGCUUUGCAUACAGGACUUUGUGGAGGACUACAAUGGCUGGAUCUGGGGACACCAAGGCCCAGAGCUCCUAAGUCGUGUCUUCAAGAAGUGGUGCUCCAUCCGGACUAUCAGGAGCAUGAGCUGCCAAGGCGUGAAUGCUCUUCCCCCAGAAGCUGUUUAUCCUGUUCCCUGGCAGGACUGGAAGAAGUUGUUUGAGGCAGUGAAUGCCUCAGAGUUUCACAAACUCCUUAAGAACACCUAUGCUGUGCACAUAUGGAACAAGCUGAGUCAUGGGACCAAGUUAGAGAUCCCCUCCCAGGCUCUGCUGGCUCAGCUCUAUUCCCAAUUCUGCCCUGCCACCUAUGCAAAGAUGAAACAGGACUCUGAACAGUUGUCAAGGCGUGCAGUGUGACCUGUGGGCCCUUGGCUGCAGGGAUGUUCCCCAGACUGAAGGAAAUCGAGUGCCUUUGACCUUCCCCAAAGCUGGUUUCUAGACCCCAGAGCAGGUGUUCUGUGUGACAGCUCUGGUUUUGUGCCUAAUAUCCCUGGUAUCUGCCUCCAAUCCUUUGUGUUUCAAAUUUACAGCAGAACCUGAGUUCAGCCUCUCUUGCUGUUCUUCAGGUUCAGGGUAAGGGUGAACAUGUUCAUCAGCAUCUCUCAGCUGAUGAAGUCUCUUGGUGUUCUCCAAUGGCUCCUCCUGUGAAUCCCAGGCUGAGUAGCCCCUUGUGAGGUUUCAACAGCUGUAUGGACCCCUGGCUUGCUCUCUAUGGCAUUUGAAAUUUUUAGAGAAUAUUCUGUUGAGGGGACCCACAAAUACCACGCGUCCAACCCCUGGCCCUGCUGGGGAGCAGGGCACUUCAACAAUCAUGCCUGUGCAUGAGAACUUCGUCCUUGGUGCUGUGACCCUUCCCUGGGGAGCAUGUUCAGUGCCCUGCCACCCUCUGGGGGAAGAAUCUUUUCCUGAUAUCCCUCCUAACCCUCCCCUGACAUAGCUCCAGCCCUUCCCUGUAUCUUGUCACUGGUUACACAGAGCAGAGAUCAGAGCCUGCCCCUCUUCCCCUUGUGAGGAAGCUGCAGAACUGCUGUGAGCUGUGACCUCAGUCUGCUCUUCUCCAGCUGAACAGACCAAGUGACAGCAGCUGUUCCUUGUGUGGCCUCACCUCCAGGCCCUUCACCAUCUCCAUGUCUCUCCUUUGGACACUCUCUGACAGCUUUAGUUCUUAUACUCUGGCACAUAAAACCCCCCACGAUAUUCCAGGUGAGGCCGCCCCAGCCCAGCGCAGAGUGGGACAAUCCCUCCCUGGUCUGACCGGCCAUGCUGGGCCUGGUGCCCCAGGACAGGGAUGUCCCUCCUGGCUCCAGGGCACUGCUGGCUCAUGUCCAGCUGGCACAGCCUGGUCCCUUC